Molecule: messenger RNA, 636 nt
Organism: Fusarium oxysporum Fo47
Lineage: Eukaryota; Fungi; Ascomycota; Sordariomycetes; Hypocreales; Nectriaceae
Exons: 2
Coding region: 1-636 (211 amino acids)
Source: RefSeq, a predicted model, not a curated record
AUGUGUCGUCUUCUUAAGCUCCAGUAUGCUUGCUCUAGCAAUGGCAAACCCCAUUACAUGGAGAACGUCCAGGGUGCAUACAUCCCUUGCAAUGACAGACACGGCUGUUUCAUAGAAGAAGCUUUAGCUCUGAAGCCAGGAUCAGACACGACUCCCCCAGGCUCCCCUAUUGAAAGGGAAUAUACCAUUGUGAAGAUUGGAGGUGACCGCGAGACAUGUGCCAAUAGAAAGGCCAGGAAAAUUGAGGAGGAGGAUAAGUUCUUUGUUGAAAUGAAUUCUGUAGUUGACAGAACGGAAAGGGAACUCAACGCCAUGGUCAUGCGUUGUGGCGAGAUUUCUGCCAGUAACAGGAGGCGAAAGGGUCUUGCCAGAAUCAGGUUCAUGUUUCUCAUGAUGGCCGUAAAGGAAUGUUCUGUAGGAAACAUACUUGCGCUACCCAGGAGUUUGAUUGCCUUUCAGAUGUUUCUACUACAAGGAACGGUCCCCAAUACUCUAUAUACUGCCCUCUACAUACUUGCAGUAGAAUUGGCUGUGGGCUUCAGAUUAUGGAUCAAGAUACUAUCGUCUGCAAGAGGCAUCACGAUGAGCUUGAAUUGGCUAUUUCUGCUCUUCGCUGAGAGUUACUGGUUUGUUUGA